Molecule: messenger RNA, 3615 nt
Organism: Mytilus trossulus (common blue mussel)
Lineage: Eukaryota; Metazoa; Mollusca; Bivalvia; Mytilida; Mytilidae
Product: phospholipase A and acyltransferase 3-like
Exons: 5
Coding region: 207-761 (184 amino acids)
Biological process (GO): N-acylphosphatidylethanolamine metabolic process
Cellular component (GO): cytoplasm
Molecular function (GO): glycerophospholipid phospholipase A1 activity; A2-type glycerophospholipase activity
Source: RefSeq, a predicted model, not a curated record
GGAAGACUUUUUUAGUCUUAAUAAUUAUGACGUAUUGAACAGCUCCUAAUUAUUUGGAUUAUAGCUAGCUCUUUGUCAGAGUUAGAACCUAUACGGCUGACACAGUAACAAUAAUUACCUCGUCUGUUAAAAAGUCAAAAUUAAUUUAUUAUUCUGCAAAGAAGGAUUAUGACUAAUUCUGGUUCUGCAAAUUGUUAUGAAGCAAAAUGGCACAGAAGUUAGUAAGAGAACAUAACCAAACAGUUUUAGAGAACUUAGAUGAAGGGGACUUAAUUGAGUUUCCAAGGGGACGUGUUUACUCACACUGGGGAGUUUAUAUGGGUAAUGAAGAAAUAAUACAUUUAGCAGGUGAUGAAAAUGAUGGCAUUAAUGGAAAUUUUGAUUCUGGUCACCUGUUUACUAUUUGUGGUAGACGUUUCAACAAAGCUAAUGUGAAAAUUGAUAACUUUUGGGAUGUAGUGGGCACCAGUAAGGCCAAAAAGAAUAAUGACAAAGAUAAAAAAUGCAAAGCAUUCCCACCAAAUGAAAUAAUAGAAAGAGGAAAGUCAAGGAUAGGAUCAAUACCUUAUAAUGUAUUGUGGUGUAACUGUGAACACUUUGCUGCUUGGUGUAGAAAUGGAGAAAACUGGUCUCAACAGGCUGAUAGUUUCUUGCAAAGGGUAAUGGGCAUUGGUGCAGCUGUUGUGGUUGGUGGACUGGCUUAUACUGGAUAUUCUGAAUCAAAGAAGAAGAAGAAAGAGGAGACACAACAGCCUUUAUAGAUCCAAGACAAUAUGCAUCAUUUACUGAAAACCAAUUUAUUUUUGUGAAUACUUUGUUUCGUGUUUAUACCUUUCUAGGCCAUUUUUCAGCGAUUUAUUUUAAAUAAUCGAUUCUCACAUUUACUUGAUGUACAGUAUUUAAGUAACGAAAAAUCAAAGUUUCAUAUUUUUGCAAAAUUUUAUUAGCGAUAUUUUUGAUUCCCGAAAAUAAUUUGCUCGUGAAAAUAAGUUGGUUUAGAGUAUUUUAUUUAGAUUGAUUAAUUUUAUUAUUGUUUAAAUAUAAGAUUUGUUGAAAGAUGUCUGCGAACUGGCAAUGUUUUUUUUUUUGGUACCUUGUAUUUUUUUUAUUUUUUGGGGCUAUCAUUUCAUUGGCAUUGAAAAUUACCAUAUAUUUUAUUCAAAAUGUUCAUGUUUAAAUUUUUAAAGUCUGUAUCUCAUUCUUCACUUAUACCUGUAUAUGUUACAUAUCUUCAUAAUGAAUUUGAUCUUCAUAUAAAAUUAAGAAUGGAAAUGGGGAAUGUAUCAAAGAGACAACAACCCGACCAUAGAAAAAACAACAGCAGAAGGUCACCAACAGGUCUUCAAUGUAACGAGAAAUUCCCGCACCUGGAGGCGUCACUCAGCUGGCCCCUAAACAAAUAUAUACUAGUACAGUGAUAAGGAACGCCAUACUAAUUUAAUAUGCACAUUUUAUGAAAUAGUAAAACAAGCAAUAGUUAAUCUCUAUUUUUGCAUUAAUUAGACUGUAAGAAAUUUUCAUAUAGAAUAUUUAUGUAAGGCAGAUGAUGUAAGGCGCUAAAUGGAAAUUGUUCCAAUUGAGAUAGUUUUCCCAUUUUUCAAUUACUGACAAAUUUUAUCCCCAAUCAAGGCCGAAUGACGUAGUAUAAUGUCAGCAAAAACAUUAUUCUUUGACAGAAAGCAGUGACAGAUCCAGGAGGGAGAUGGGUUUCCAGGUAUUGGAACCCCAUUAAUACUUUCGAAUGGGGACAUAUGUUUGAACACACACCCAUUCAUUCUGGGUUUGGAACCCCCCUUUUAAAAAUGACUGGGACUAGCUGCCACUGGAAAGAUUACAAUUACAAUCAUGUGUUUUGUACAUGUACAUGAAGCCUAACUUUAAGGUAUACGUUUUGAAAGGAAAUAACUAAGUUUUUCCUGAUAUCCAAAAUGGGUUUUCAGCUAUUAAAAAACAAACAUUUAGUUGAAGAUGACAUUUUUUUAAUACUAAUUUUUCAGUAAUCAAUUAACACAUAAACAUAUUUUCCAAAAUGAUGCAUUAGUUUUAAAACCAAAUUGAUCAUUGAAACUUGAAACUUAAUAGGUUUUAAUACUUUUGACCUGAUAUUUGUUUAUUUGCAUUUUCACUUUUCACUUUUGAAUAUUAUGAUUCUUAAUGAUGUAAGGUGAAUGAAACAAAGUUGUUUGCAGAAGGUUAUUUAUUAUUAUUAAUAUGUUAAUUUUUCAGGGCAUCUUUAUGUUUUUCAUUGAAACUGUUUAAGUAUUCAAGAAUUGUACACACUUUAUUUAUUUAUGCUGUUAUAUUAAUUUUAUUUUUAAAACUUUAUGGUAAAUAUUUAUAUAUACAUGCCUAUCUGUGAUUAUAAUAGGAAUGAAUUUCAUUAAACACCUCAUCUGUGUGUUAUUUUGAAAUCUUAUUUUAAAUGUAUAAUGCUAUUUUGCUUUAAAGAUCUGACAUUUUAAACAAUUUUUUUGACAUAUUACAAUAUGAACAUAUUAUAUUUAUACCAAAGACCAAAAUUCAUUCUGCAUAGCAAUGGUUUAUAAGUGUUUGAAUAAUCUACUAGCACCUGCAUAUUUAUAUAACUUUUUUCAAGUUGUUCAGUUGUUAAGGGAGCUCGCUUCUCAGUUUCAAAGUAAUUAACUUUUCAAAACACUAGUUUAUAUUGAUAAGGAAUUAAUAAAGGAAUCCAAAAAGUAAAAAAAAUAUAUAGGUCACCAUGCUUGUUUUCGAGAUAUGAGCUAUUGAAAUUUUGGCGGGAAAAUAUUCUCUCUUGACUUUUCAUAGGUUUUUCAUUGUCAAGUUAAAGUUCUCAAAAACUCUAAAAAGUAAUUAGAAUUUUAUAAGACUUUUACAUAUGGCUUCUUCUUUAUACAUGUUAAAGAAUUUUAAAAAGAAAAAUGGGGGUCACCGGGCAAAUUUUUUAAGGCAUUUAAAUGGAUAAAACCAGAGGAUUCCGAAAAUCUGACAAAAAAUCCAAAACAUGACAAGCCAGCUUCCUUAAUAAACAUGUAUUAAGAUCAUCAACGCAACAUAAUAUACUUGUUCAAUGAUGUGAAACUAAUAAUGGUAAAGAAAAAUUCAUGUAUUCUGGAACAUUUUUGUGGAAUUCUCACUUUGAAGGAUAGUAAAAGUAUAAAUGAUUUUAAAGCAAAAUGUCAAUCUUAUCUCUUAAAAUACAAGGAGAACAAUUUUUUCUAUAAAUAUACUUUUAUUUAAGUGAAAGGUAAUUCUUAACCUGUGAUAUAUAUAUACUGUAAAAGCAAUAAGUUUAUUACGUUUAUUUUGACGAAAGGAUAUCUACGAAAUUAAAAAACCCAUGCAAAUUUAACCUACAUAUUAAAUCACUUUCAUUUAAUGCAAACCAUGGAAUUAAAUUCCUAUGAUUAAUUUUAUAUAGAAACAAAACCACGAAGUUUGAACCCCAUAAACAUUAUUGUUUCUACAGUAUGUGCAGUGUAGUAUAUUUUUGCUAUACUGCCCUUAUGUUUAUGUAUUAUUAUCUUUUAAAAAUUGUGUAUUGUACAUGUAGACUGGAAGGCCACGAGAUGGAUUAACUGUUUUGUUAAUUUUUGUUAAUUGUGUUACCUUCUGAAAAUAAAGAAUCUAUUAUUA